CCGAAUACUGAUAAAUUGAAGGGGUCAAAUAGAAAUAACCAGUUUUUCAGCAGCCACAAUCAUUUUAAAAACCCUAGAAACCCCAGCUGCAAUCGUCUCCCUCAUUGCCGAAUCCUCUCACGCCGCCCAGCUUCCGUCAAUUCCAAAUCCAUAUCGUCAUCAAGCAAUGGCCGUCAGUUUCUCCGACCUUAGUUCCGCCGCUGGCCUGAAGAAGCUCGACGAGUACCUUCUUACUCGCAGUUACAUUUCCGGGUACCAAGCUUCAAAAGAUGAUUUGACUGUUUAUGCCGCCAUUGCCAAGCCUCCAUCAUCAGACUAUGUCAAUGUGUCCCGGUGGUUCAACCACAUCGAUGCACUGUUGAGGAUUUCUGGCGUUGCUGGUGAGGGAGCUGGCGUAAUUGUUGAGGGAUCAGCUCCGGCUAGUGAUGCUAUUGCAACUCCUCCUGCAACUGACAAUAAGGCGGUUGCUGCUGACGACGAUGACGAUGAUGAUGAUGUGGAUUUGUUUGGUGAGGAGACUGAAGAAGAGAAGAAGGCUUCUGAAGAGCGCGCUGCUGCUGCAAAGGCUGCUGGAAAGAAAAAAGUUGUUGGGAAGUCAUCGGUUGUGUUGGAUGUGAAGCCAUGGGACGAUGAGACUGACAUGAAAGUCCUCGAAGAGGAAGUUAGAAAAGUGCAGCAGGAGGGUCUCCUUUGGGGAGCAUCCAAGCUUGUCCCUGUUGGAUAUGGAAUCAAGAAGCUACAAAUUAUGAUAACCAUUGUGGAUGAUUUGGUAUCUGUUGACAGCCUCAUUGAGGAUUAUCUUACCGCAGAGCCAAUUAAUGAAUACGUCCAGAGUGUAGACAUUGUGGCCUUCAACAAAAUAUAAUUUGCAUGGUUCAUGAUCGAUCAUAUAUGUGCGGAGGAUCACGAGCAAUGUAGCCUACGUAGUAGUAAUAUGUUUCCUUUUGAAUGACUCUGGGACGUAGGGAAUCCUAAAUUGCUAUUGUUUCAAGAUUUUCAAGAUUGCUUGGGCUUACAAUUUUAUGGUUUUUAUUUUUUUAA
Messenger RNA from Salvia hispanica, 1041 nucleotides. Its product is annotated as elongation factor 1-delta-like. Gene Ontology annotation, molecular function: translation elongation factor activity; guanyl-nucleotide exchange factor activity. Gene Ontology annotation, biological process: translational elongation. Lineage: Eukaryota; Viridiplantae; Streptophyta; Magnoliopsida; Lamiales; Lamiaceae. Gene Ontology annotation, cellular component: cytosol; eukaryotic translation elongation factor 1 complex. The record is from RefSeq and is a predicted model, not a curated record.